Molecule: messenger RNA, 1929 nt
Organism: Eimeria acervulina
Lineage: Eukaryota; Apicomplexa; Conoidasida; Eucoccidiorida; Eimeriidae
Exons: 7
Coding region: 1-1929 (642 amino acids)
Biological process (GO): tRNA splicing, via endonucleolytic cleavage and ligation
Cellular component (GO): nucleus
Molecular function (GO): polynucleotide 5'-hydroxyl-kinase activity
Source: RefSeq, a predicted model, not a curated record
AUGCAGCAGCAGCUGUGGCAAACAACAGUAGCACCACCAGCUGCAGCAGCAGCAGCAGCAGGGGGAGCACAAUCUGCAGCAGCAGCAGCAGCAGCAGCAGCACCCUCUCACAAUUCCACAGCCGAAUCUCCUUAUAUAUGGGUACCCCCUAUAUCUGCAUCAGCCCCUGCAGCUGCAUCAGGGGCCCUAAUGGGGGCCCCCAUGGGGGCCCCUAUGGGGGCCCCAAUGGGGUCUUCUAUGGGGGCCCCUAUGGGGUCUUCAAUGGGGGCCCCUAUGGGGGCCUCUAUGGGGUCAUCAGUGGGGGCCCCUAUGGGGGCCCCUAUGAGUUCUUCAGUGGGGGCCCCUAUGGGUACAUCUGUGGGGUCCCUCAUGGGUACAUCUGUGGGGGGCCCCAUGGGGGCCCCCACAGGGGCCCCUGUGGGGGCCCCCAUGGGGGCCCCCCAUGGAAGCAGUUUGGGGGGCCCCCCACUAAAUGAAGCUCUAAGCAGCAGACGAGCUGUAAGAAUAAUAAAUCUGAAGCCGAUGAGAGAGUUAAGGAUUGUGCUGCCCGAGCGCCAAGAACAAGAAGACGCAGGAGAUGCAGCAGAAGAAACGCAAGUUGUUGCUGUUAAGGUGGCGGCGCAGCAGCAGCAGCAGCAGCAGCAGGAAGCAAUGGGGCUUCUUCAGUGGGAGGAAGUGCAGCAGCAGGCGGUUCUUCUGGAGCAGCAGGAGCAGCAGCACAAGGUGCAGGAGGAGGCGGUGCGUCAGCAGCAGGAGCAGCAGCAGCAGCAGCAGCAGCAGGAACAGCAGAAAUAUUCGGAGUACGAGGCAGCAGACCGCACAAUGUCUUUCCUUUUGAAUUUGAACUCGGUGCUGCAUGCGAGGAGACAGGCAGCAGCAGCAGCGCAGACACUCGGGCCCAGAGUGUUGGUGACGGGCAGCAGCGGCAGCGGGAAGAGCAGCGUCUGUCACAUUUUAUGUAAUUACGCGCUGAGGUGUGGCUGGACGCCUCUCUUCCUUGAGCUGGACCCCAGAGGCAGCUGCGACAAGGGGCCCCUCCAGAUGCCUCCCGGGUGUAUAGGCAGCUGCGUUUGUCGUUCACUAGAGGCAGAGGCCCCCGAGGAUCCGUUAAUCUAUUUUGUUGGCAGCAGCAGCAGCAGCUUCCCUGAAGGAGACAGCAGCAGCAGCAGCAGCAGCGGUGGGGUUGGUGCUGCUGCUGCUCGUGCUGCACCUGCGCCUCCAGACAUCGAGCUUCCUGAAGGCGACACAACCGCAGCAGGAACAGCAGCAGGAACAGCAGCAGGAACAGAAGCAGCACCAGCAGCAGCAGCAGCAGCAGCAGAGUUUGCUGCUGCGGAGAGCUCGACUAGCUCUAACGCAAUCUCACUUGAAUUGUUUCCUUGGGUUUGCUGCUGCAUCAGCAAAGUGCUGCAUGCAGCAUUUGCAUAUUCAGUGCUGCACCAGUCUGCUGCAGAAGACAAAGAAGACAGCUUCGCCUCUAAUGAAGCCCAAAGCCCUUCUCUUGCGGCCUCUGGCAUGAUAGCGAACGCCCCGCAGCAAGUAUCGCUGCAGCAGCUGCAGCAAUUGAUAGAAAUAUUUGGGUUUGAUGUUGUUUUAGUGCUGGACAACCCCUCGCUUGCGCACGAGCUCGCUGGGGUGUAUAGGCACGUACUGCCGGAUACUGCAGAAGACGCAGCAGCACAGCAGCAGCAGCAGCAGCAGCAGCAGCAGGGUCACUUUCUGAAUGCAGCAGCAACAGCAGCAGCAGUAACGCCAACCCCCAGAGUGGAGGUUAUUUCGCUGCCUAAGCUUGAAGGGACGAUUGCGGUUGAUGGUGAAGAGCCUGUCUUGCACUUGCGUGUCCCCGCUGGAGGUUUGGACUUCUUUCGCUCUUCGCUGCUGCUGGUGCCUCAUGAUCUCCGCUCUAUGAAGUGCUUCUUAGACGGAUAG